GGUAUGUUGGCGUUUUGCCUGCUGAGUGCCGUGUGGCUCGCGGCGAGCCCGGCCCGCGCUCAGAACGAGACGGAACCAAUCGUCCUGGAGGGGAAGUGCCUAGUGGUGUGCGACUCCAACCCGGCCGCGGACCCCACAGGCACGGCGCUCGGCAUCUCGGUGCGCUCGGGCAGCGCCAAAGUGGCGUUCUCCGCGGUCCGGAACACCAACCACGAACCGUCCGAUAUGAGCAACCGGACCAUGGUCAUCUACUUCGACCAGGUUCUAGUAAACAUUGGGAAGAACUUUGAUGAGGAGAGAAGUACUUUCGUCGCUCAGCGCAAAGGGAUUUACAGUUUUAACUUCCACGUAGUGAAAGUCUACAACCGCCAAAUUAUACAGGUGAGCCUGAUGCACAAUGGCUGGCCGGUGAUUUCGGCGUUUGCCGGUGACCAGGAUGUGACGCGCGAGGCGGCCAGUAAUGCUGUUCUGAUCCAGAUGGAGAAGGGAGACCGGGCCUACCUCAAACUGGAGAGAGGAAACCUCAUGGGAGGAUGGAAAUUCUCCACCUUCUCCGGCUUCCUGGUGUUCCCCGUGUAGAGGAAGAGGGAGAGGAAGAAGAGGAGCAGGGGGUGGAAACGAAAGGAGGAGGAGCUGGUGGAAGAUGGGAAGUGCUGAUGAUGACGGGAGGGAAAAGGCAGACAGAGGAAGAAGAGGGGCGUGGGGAAAAGAAAAGGGACGUGAAUAAGAUGGUGCAAAAGAAGAGGGAUCGUGACAACGGACUCUGUUCGGGACGCUGCAGAGGCAGGAGGGAGAUGUUAGAGAGAUGUAAGAGCAUGGCACAGGAUGAUUAUACAAUGGUAAAAAUGAGAGAAGAAAUGAUGAAGCCAUUACAUGAAAGUGUAUGGGCAGCUUCUUCACUUCCCUUCCUCCUUUCAUCUAUCCUUUCAACCAUUCUUUCCUCCCUCCGUUUUAUUCAGUGGCUUGACUGCAGCUUUGGACAGCCAAAACCUUUUUUAAUCUCUGCUGAAAGACGCAAUUGAUCAUCUAUAUGUUCCAGAGUGUUCUAAUGCCCAAGUACAACCCCUCUCCUCCCCCCCCCCCACACCACCACCACCA
This is a messenger RNA of Perca flavescens (yellow perch), 1098 nucleotides long. It is a transcript of the gene cbln1, whose product is annotated as cerebellin 1 precursor. The record is from RefSeq and is a predicted model, not a curated record. NCBI's taxonomy places the organism in Eukaryota, Metazoa, Chordata, Actinopteri, Perciformes, Percidae. Bases 4 to 579 code for a protein of 191 amino acids. Gene Ontology annotation, biological process: maintenance of synapse structure. Gene Ontology annotation, cellular component: synaptic cleft; glutamatergic synapse. Gene Ontology annotation, molecular function: protein binding. The transcript is spliced from 3 exons.